CUUUUUUCUGUUUUCAUCAGUGGCAUCUCAGGCUGGUGACAGAAGCUGUCGACACUGUGGAGUUGGACUUGAGCUCUGUGCUUUAUAAAUGUGUAUGGUUAUAUUUGCUCCGAUUUUUGCCAUCUGUGCUUUUGCAACAUGUGGAGGAUACCAUGGUCGUCUCCAGGUCAAAGUGGACUGUGCAGACAGGAGGCAGAGUAACCACAGCAUCAACAUUGACUUUGGUUAUCCUUUCCGGCUACAACAAAUGCAUUUCAAAGCGACCCUGUGCGAGGCGAAAAGAGACGAGGUUCUGUUCCUGGACGGCGACUUCUCCUCAGCUGCUCAGUUUUUCGUCACUGUGGGCGUCUUUGCUUUCCUGUACUCUCUGCUGGCAACCGUCGUCUAUGUAUUCUACCAGAACAAGUACCUACAGAACAACAGAGGCCCGUUUGUGGAUUUUGUUGUUACUGUCAUCUUCUCCAUCAUGUGGCUGGUCAGCAGCUGUUGUUGGGCCAAAUCUCUUGCUGAUCUCAAGACGGCCACAGACCCAACGCAGGUGCUUCUGCUCAUCUCCGCCUGCAGAGCUCAGGAAAACACAUGUUCAGCUACCCAAGAGCCUCCCUGGUCACGACUCAAUGCCUCUGCGGUUUUUGGAUUUAUUAACGUAGUCCUCUGGGUUGGAGAUAUUUGGUUUGUCUUCAAAGAGACAGGCUGGUACAAAACAGGUCAGAGAUACCCGACCAGGAGUGCCUCCGGGAAACGUUCUGGUGAAAUGCGACAGCGGCUCUACAGCGAGAGCAGCUUCGACCGGCCACAGGAGAGUUUAGGUCCACAGUUCUCCAGACAAGACAGUGUGAAUCGGUCAAAGGGGGAGUUUGGUCCGCAGAUCCACAGGCAAGCUAGCCUCAACCAGUCUCAUGUAAGCUUCAGUUUACCACAGACGUAUCUUGGUAAACCGGUAACUUAUGACAGGGAGAAUAAAGUGGCCUCUCAAGGGCCGAUGAUAAUUGUCAAUGAGAUGUGAUUUUACCUGGUGUUUGACAGUACUAUCUACAAUUAACAGAAUGUUGACAUACAUAGCAUUUACUAUGUAAUAUAUUUUUUUCUUUUGAUUUUUGUCUACUCCCUCUGGAUAAAUUGAUGAUGAUGCAAGUUGUGCUACAGUAUGAAAUUGAAAGCACUGCAGGGGAGAUGCAGAUGUUUAAAGAACACGUAUAUAUGCGUGUUCUUUAAACUGUAUAUAUACGAUAUAGUAUGUUUGUCCAGCCACAGUUUCAUAAUGAUACAAACAUCUUUUAUACAUACCAUAUAAGAUAUCUGAAGUAGUGUUUUGCACUGUUGCUUCAUUGUAGAGCUGUGUGCAGUGCUCUUGCCUCGCGCUCGGUCUCUAUCGUUCUCUCUCUCGCUCUCUCGAUCAUCAGCAGCGCUAGGAGAAAUCCCGCUCGCAUUGGUGUCCCGUUAAAUAAAUCGAUAAAAAUUUUACAAUUCUCAGCGUGCAGGCAGGAGUCAGCAUAAACUCGGUUGACACCGCUUUCAGGGUGCGCGUUCACGUGACUUGCAUACAUUUCUCAGCAGGCAGAAAGACGUCAUAUUAACAUCGGCCCUGCUCUGUAAGUCUGCGCCGUCUCACACACAAACACGCACACACAAGCACACACGAUUAUGUGUGCAUGCGAAAACGAUACCCUGCUUCUUUAAUGAAGAAAUUUAAAGUCAUACAAAUCAUUACUUGAGGGUCUGAGACUAUUUGAUUUCCAUUUUUUAAAUUUGCAAAUUGAUCUUUGCAGACAAUGCUGUGUGUGUGGUCACUGCAGUGAAACCAAUAUAAAAAAGAGUAGAAAGAAAGAGAAGAAAAGUUAGGUCUGAUGAAUGGAUCAGUUGUUACAUGCUCAAUUGUAAGAAAAAAAUAAGCAAAGUGAAAGCAAGUUACCUUUGGGGGUUAAGAAAUGCUGUAACCUUUAAAUGCAAUCAUAUGAUUUCAAAUUAUACAGCUAAUAUCUGUGAAGGAACAAACAGUUGCUUCCACAGACCAACAUUCUCUGUUGUGAUACAUGGUUUGUUCGAUUUACUCAUAGAUUGAUGUAAAAAUGUAUUUGCAGCUCAAAGUUUUAAAACAGAUUAAAAGUAAAGAUUGCAGCUUACAUAUAAAUUAAGAUGAAUGCAAUUACUGAUGGGUACAUACAUUCAAUUUUUCUUUCUAAUGAUCCAUUGUUGUUAGUUAGUCCUAGGUGCAAGUCCACCAUGGCUACAACCAUUAAGUACAUGAAUUCACAGGAUAAAAAUCAUUAUAGAUCAAUAUUUACCAGUAUGAAGUAGCAUUUACUGUAUACAACAGAUUUAAUAGUUACACCGCCAAAAUGCCGAAUGUAAUUAACAAUAAUACACUGUGAAAAAAUAACUAUAACUGAACAUGAUACUGGAAUAUGAUGAAAGAACACACAGUGUAAGUGUUGUAUUCUGCAAAUAUGAGGGAUGUUUUUUAAUUUUAUAAUUUAUGUUUUAAUUUAUUUUAGCUUUAAAUGUGAUAAAAUAAAAUAACAUUCAAUUAAAUUAAAUUAGAUAUAAAAUAUAUAAUGGUAAUAUUUUUUCCUUUUCCUUGUAUUUUCUCUUGUCAAAAUAGUUUUAUGAAUAAGUUUAACAUAUUUUGAUCUAUACUAUAUGUUUGAUGGGAAAAUGUGUGUGGUAAAAGUACAGGACUAAAUCUAACAAAUGUGCUGGUGCUCUCUCUAUUCAUAUUUAACUGUUGAUUGUAUCUUACAGUAUAUUCAUUUUUUCAUUAUUGAUGGAUUUACUUUGAUAAUAACCAAUGUGGAACUACGGUAGCUUUGUAUGUCCUUUCUUUUUAAAAUGAUAAUAGAUGCAGUUCAUGUUGACUUUUUGUUAUUUUGCAUGUGAAUACAUGUGUACACUUUAUCAUACUUGUGUUAAAGCUAAAAAAAAUUGUCUCCUGAAAGCACAUAUUCUAUAGUAAUCAAACUACUGUAAGAUGCAUAGUUUGGAUGUGGAAAAUGUUGUAGCGCUCUUGUUGCAUAUAAUCCAUCUCAUUCUUAUACCCUCACUAGCACAGUCCUCUGCAAUAUAUUGAUCAUUAAAGCUA
Messenger RNA from Scophthalmus maximus (turbot), 3079 nucleotides. It is a transcript of the gene synprb, whose product is annotated as synaptoporin b. Bases 89 to 1006 code for a protein of 305 amino acids. Gene Ontology annotation, cellular component: synaptic vesicle; synaptic vesicle membrane. NCBI's taxonomy places the organism in Eukaryota, Metazoa, Chordata, Actinopteri, Pleuronectiformes, Scophthalmidae. The transcript is spliced from 5 exons. The record is from RefSeq and is a predicted model, not a curated record.